Molecule: messenger RNA, 1576 nt
Organism: Sander lucioperca (pikeperch)
Lineage: Eukaryota; Metazoa; Chordata; Actinopteri; Perciformes; Percidae
Gene: psen2
Product: presenilin 2
Exons: 11
Coding region: 102-1433 (443 amino acids)
Biological process (GO): calcium ion transport; membrane protein ectodomain proteolysis; amyloid precursor protein catabolic process
Cellular component (GO): cell surface; neuronal cell body; lysosomal membrane
Molecular function (GO): aspartic endopeptidase activity, intramembrane cleaving
Source: RefSeq, a predicted model, not a curated record
CACGCGGUGUGUCGGUCAGCUGACUGCCGGUCUGUUUCCGGUGUCUCCGUGUUGUUGACUGUGAUCUCUCUCUACUCUCCGCCUGUGUGUAGCGGAGCACCAUGAACGCCUCGGACAGUGACGAGGACUCCUAUAACGAGAGGACGGCGUUGGUCCCAGCGGAGGCUCCAGCACUUCCCUCCUACACCCCCGCCCCGGACCCCGACCCCCCCAACCAGACCACAGCCAAACGGCCUGCAGCGAGCAGGCAGGCGGGUCCGGUUGCUGGGGACAGUGGCAGUGGUGGCCAUGGCGACAGCGCUGGCAGCAGCGGCCGGGGCUCGGAUCAGGACGCGGAUGCAGACGAGGAGGAGCUGACGCUGAAGUACGGAGCCAAGCACGUGAUCAUGCUGUUCAUCCCCGUCACUCUGUGCAUGGUCGUGGUCGUCGCCACCAUCAAGUCAGUCAGCUUCUACAGCGAGAAGACGGACCAGCAGCUGAUCUACACACCGUUCACGGAGAACACGGCGUCCGUGGGCCGGCGGCUGCUGAACUCGGUCCUCAACACCAUCAUCAUGAUCAGCGUCAUCGUGGUGAUGACCGUCUUCUUGGUGGUCCUCUACAAGUACCGCUGCUACAAGUUCAUCCACGGCUGGCUCAUCCUGUCCUCCCUCAUGCUGCUCUUCUGGUUCAGCUUCAUGUACCUCGGCGAGGUGUUUAAGACGUACAACGUGGCGGUGGACUACCCGACGGUUGCCGUGGUGAUCUGGAACUUCGGGGGGGUGGGGAUGAUCUGCAUCCACUGGAAGGGGCCGCUGGCCCUGCAGCAGGCCUACCUCAUCCUCAUCAGCGCCCUCAUGGCCCUCGUCUUCAUCAAGUACCUCCCCGAGUGGUCGGCCUGGGUCAUCCUGGGAGCCAUCUCCGUCUACGACCUGGUGGCCGUCCUGUCCCCUAAAGGUCCUCUCCGGAUGUUGGUGGAGACGGCACAGGAACGCAACGAGCCCAUCUUCCCCGCCCUCAUCUACUCCUCGGCCAUGAUGUGGACGGUGGGGAUGGCGAGCCCAGCGGACGCUCAGCGCUCCGGACACGAAACAGACGAGGAGGCGGAGCAGAGCGGCAGGGGGGCGGAGCCUGAGAGCCGACAGCCCCGGCCAUUUACAGACAGCGAGCUGGAGGAAGACCGGGGGGUGAAGCUCGGCCUCGGGGAUUUCAUCUUCUACAGCGUUCUGGUCGGAAAAGCUGCAGCGACCGGCGGAGACUGGAACACCACGCUCGCCUGCUUCGUCGCCAUUCUUAUCGGUCUGUGCCUGACGCUGCUGCUGCUCGCCAUCUUUAAGAAGGCUCUGCCAGCGCUGCCCAUCUCCAUCACCUUCGGCCUGGUCUUCUACUUCUCCACUGACUUCCUGGUUCAGCCCUUCAUGGACAACCUGGCUGCCAACCAGUUCUACAUCUGAGAGCAAGGCCCACCCCCUCCCAUCUGAGAGCAAGCUCUACUCCCUCCCAACUGAGAGCAAGCCCCACAUCCUUGCCAUCUGAGAGCAAGGCCUGACCCCUCCCAUCUGAGAGCAAGCCCCACAUCCUCGCCAUCUGAGAGCAA